UUGUAAAAGCGACUCAAUCACGCGAAUCAAUUACUUGAAAAGAUAAAAGAAUUAUUUAAUGCUGUCACUGUAUCAUAGAAAACGCGCGUUUAUAUUUAGAUCGUUUGACCAUAACAGUUUUCUUGUGGCCGUGAAAACUUAUGGAUCUGGCCUAAUUGACCGAAGAUAAAAUCAUUGAAACAGGAAUAGUUGUAUUCAAUUAUUUUUCGAUAAUUCUAUGAUAAAUUAUCGUUUAUUAAACAUGGACAAGCGAAUAAUAGAGGAUCAAUAUCUGAAAAUCAAUAAAUUUUUUGGACAGCUAGUUGGUGUGUGGCCUUAUCAGCAAAGAUUCAUCAAGUUUUGCAUAAGAUUCAUUACAUCUGUUAUAGUGGUUCUUACUCUUUCAGCACAGAUAUCACGGGUAAUAAAAUUUUAUAGUUUAGACGUUUUAUCAGAUCAAUUGCCAUAUCUGGACGUAGGAUUCGUCCUCUUAUUCAAACAGUACAAUUAUAUCCUAAACGAGGAUAAGCUCAGAGAACUUUUGAAUGAAAUUAUAUCCGAUCGAUUGAUAAAACGAUCGAAGGAAGAGUUAGAGAUUUUGGAAAUCUACUUAAAAAGAGCAAGAGUGCUUUCUACUGUUUACGAAGUUAGUAUAUUUUUCUGCGGCUUCAUGUUCCUUCUUAUACCAAGUAUACCACCUAUUUUGAACAUCAUCUCGCCCUUGAACGAGUCACGUGGCCGCGAACUAAUCUAUCCAUCUUAUUAUUUUGUGGACGAAGAGAAAUAUUAUUAUCCCAUAUUAAUGCACAUGAUAGCAGUUGCGUUAAUACUCACUUCAGUAUACGUAGCCUGCGAUACGUAUUUGGUUUACAUUGUACAUCAUGGAUGCGCCUUGUUAGCUAUCAGCGGGUAUCGUUUCAAGCACGCGGUGGAUGACAUAAAGCUUCGUGGAGGAGAUUAUAUUGACCCGUUAACGGAUGAAACUUACACGAGAGUCAGACAGUCCAUUAAAGCCCACAAAACAGCCGUUGAAUACGUGGAUAAAAUAGACGCCUGCCACAUACAUUACUUCUUACUUAUCAUAGGAAUGAUAGUAUUAGCUUUCACCGGUACUUUCGUAAAGUUGUCAUCGAUGGAAGUGAAUGUUAGGUUUUUCACGUUCUGUGCAUUCACUGUUGGCCAGUUGACACAUCUGUUUUUUUUAACGAUCAUGGGACAAUUUCUGAUAAAUGCCAACGACGAAAUUUUCAAAACAAUAUAUGAAGCACAUUGGUAUAAUGGUUCGUCGAGAACGCAAUCAUUGUACAUACUGGUACUUCGAAAAUGUUUGAGCCCGCCAAAAUUGACAGGAGGAGGAUUGGUUGCUUUGAAUUUGGACAGCUUUUUACAGGUUGCAUAUCUCGUAUUGAAUCCCACUAUGGACAAAGCAGCAACGAACUUGCCUUAUUCUAUAGCAUCGUUUGGAACAUUUAUAAAAAUGGGUAAUUACUUUUUGGAUGAAACUAAGCUGACAACAAUAUUGAAUCACAUAUUCGAAGAUUGGGCGGCGAUAAAAACGAAAGAAGAAUACGAGAUUAUGUACAAAUAUUCACGAAGAGGAUUGUUCAUCACGAUAAGUUAUUUUCUGCAUAUUGGUGUUACUGAAACAUUUAUGCUUAUGUGGCCCAUGGUGCCGCCUAUUCUGGACAUCAUCAUACCAUUAAACGUGUCACGGAAACGUAUAUUCUUGUACCCGGCUUAUUUCUGGUUGGACGACGAAAAGUACUACGUGCUUUUAUUAGGACACAUGAUAAUCACACUACUCAUGAUUUGCUUUAUAUUUUGCGCCUGCGAUACGAACUACGUGUACGCUGUGCAGCAUGCAUGCGGUUUGCUGGCAAUCGCCAAAUACCUGAAGCUAAUCGAAAAUAGUUACCAUAUGUAUUUAUUCGUUUCUAUGGGACUGCUGAUAAUGGCCAUUAGCGUGUCGUUAUUAGAGGUGGCAAAUGGCAAAAAUGGUUCGAGAGAAUUAGUGCAAGCUACAUUUUUGUUCGCUCAAUUAUUCCACACGUUCAUUCUCACCGUUCAAGGACAAUUUGUGAUAAAUGAAUUACAAGAUGUUUAUGAAUCUAUAAUCAUCGAAACGAUUAAUAAGAGUAUUUCUACCGGCUUCUUUGUCUUUGUCUUCAGUCUAGAUUCCAUCAUGGAUUCGGAUAUGUUGGAGAAGCGAUUCCUAAAGAUCACGAAAAGAUUCGCGAAGUUGAGCGGUAUUUGGCCCGAUCAAAAUAAGUAUCUCAAAUACAUUUCGUGGAUUAUUAUAUACGUUAUUAGUAUACCUUCUGUUGUUGUGCAGGUAGCAAGAAUUGUACACAUAUCUACUGUAAAUGUUAUAGUAGAGCAAUCAGGUAUUGCAACUGCGAUAUUUCUGUUGCUGUUAAAAGAAGCUAACUACAUUCUCAAUGCAACGAAGGUCAAGUCUCUGUUCAACGAUUUGUACAUGGAUUGGACGAUGGAUCGGCCGAAAGAGGAAGUUGAGAUUAUGUCAACAUAUGCCCAAAGAGGAUCUUUUCUUGCAACGUUCUAUCUUAUAAACGCGUACUGUUGCUCACUUUUAUUCUUACAAGUGCCAUGGACAGCUCGUUUGUUGUACAUGAUAAAAUCACAAAACACGUCCCCGCCUAUGUUACAUGUCAUACCAGGUUACUAUUUCAUCGAUGAUGACCGCGACUAUUAUUACUUCAUCCAACUGCACAUGAGCCUUUCGAUAAUCAUGGUGGUCGUCGUGUACGUCGCCUAUGACACUUGUUACAUAGUAUUCGUGCAGCACGUUUGCGGAUUAUUGGCCGUGGCCGGAUAUCGCUUCAAACACGCGAUCGACGAUUCCGCUUUGAAGAAUUCCGAGGAAAAGAUAAAAGAGACUUGUAAAAAAAUACGUUCCUCUAUUCAAGGACACGAACGAGCUAUAAGGUUCUAUUUCCAUUUCUAUUUCUAUUUCUAUUUUACUUUUACAUGCAGUCAGUUACAGAAAUAUUUGUACUUUGCAAUAGGAAUUUUGGAGUAGGAAUUUAAUCUUUUCAAUUUUUUUACAAAUUUUUUUUAUU
Apis cerana (Asiatic honeybee) is the source of this 3059-nucleotide messenger RNA. RefSeq lists its product as uncharacterized. Gene Ontology annotation, cellular component: plasma membrane. The record is from RefSeq and is a predicted model, not a curated record. Gene Ontology annotation, biological process: detection of chemical stimulus involved in sensory perception of smell; sensory perception of smell. NCBI's taxonomy places the organism in Eukaryota, Metazoa, Arthropoda, Insecta, Hymenoptera, Apidae. Gene Ontology annotation, molecular function: olfactory receptor activity; odorant binding.